Messenger RNA from Malania oleifera, 1707 nucleotides. RefSeq names its product protein MAEA homolog. Bases 112 to 1443 code for a protein of 443 amino acids. Gene Ontology annotation, biological process: proteasome-mediated ubiquitin-dependent protein catabolic process. Gene Ontology annotation, molecular function: ubiquitin protein ligase activity; protein binding. Gene Ontology annotation, cellular component: cytoplasm; nucleus; GID complex. The record is from RefSeq and is a predicted model, not a curated record. The transcript is spliced from 7 exons. Lineage: Eukaryota; Viridiplantae; Streptophyta; Magnoliopsida; Santalales; Ximeniaceae.
AGUAUCCUUGUCUCGUUUGUAACCCAGGUUGCGAAGGAAUUUUUUUUUCUCUCAAUACUAAAACGACGUCGUCUGGAUCAUCACGCUCCCUUGCCCUCGCAGCCCGUUUUCAUGCCUUCAGGCUUCAACCAUGGGCCAUUCCCAUCCGAUCUUCGGAAAAAAAAGAAAAAAAACUCCUCUCUCUCUCUCUCUCUCUCUCUCUCCAUGGAGAUGGACUCUCUCCCCAACGGCAACACUGCCCCCGCCUCGGCCGCAGUGGCCGCCGCGGCGGGCGCGGCUGCACCGUCCUCGAAGUUAAGCCAAUUAGCGGAGUCGCUGAAGCUGGAACACCAGCUCCUGAGAGUCCCCUUCGAGCAUUACAAGAAAACAAUCCGCGCCAACCAGCGGAUCGUGGAGAAGGAAAUGUCUGCCGUCAUAUCCGGCGUCGCCGAAGCUGCCGACGCUGACUUGUUACCAGACGACGCCGUUCACCAUCUCAAUUCUCUGGUUUCCAGAUUACAAGGCCUCAAAAGAAAGUUGGAAGAGGGAAGUCGCACGGAGCACUUGCAAGCACAGAGGUGUCGGGCUCGGCUUGAUUAUCUAGAAUCAGCAGAUGCUGAUAAUAUAUCAGAGUGGAACAACACACGAUUGAAGCGGAUUCUUGUGGACUAUAUGUUGCGAAUGUCAUAUUAUGACACUGCAAUGAAGCUAGCAGAAAGCAGCAAUAUACAGGAUCUCGUUGACAUUGAUGUGUUCCAUGAAGCAAAAAGGGUUAUUGAUGCACUGCAGAAUAAGGAGGUAGCUCCUGCUCUAGCUUGGUGUGCUGAGAACAAGUUCAGGUUGAAGAAGGCCAAGAGCAAAUUUGAAUUCCAGUUAAGACUUCAAGAGUUCAUAGAGUUGGUUCGAGCUGAAAACAGCAUGCGGGCAAUUACAUAUGCUCGAAAGUAUCUUGCUCCUUGGGGAGCUACCCAUAUGAAAGAAUUGCAGCGAGUCAUGGCAACGCUGGCUUUUAAGAGUAGUACUGAAUGUGCAACUUACAAGGUACUAUUUGAACCAAAGCAAUGGGAUUAUUUAGUGGACCAAUUCAAACAGGAAUUUUGCAGGUUAUAUGGCAUGACUCUUGAGCCUUUGCUGAAUAUAUAUCUGCAAGCAGGCCUUUCUGCUCUGAAAACUCCAUUUUGUUAUGAAGAUGAUUGUCCCAAGGACGAUCCACUGUCACAGGAGAGCUUCCGAAAGCUGGCGUUGCCUUUGCCAUUCUCAAAGCAGCAUCACUCAAAGCUUGUUUGCUACAUAACUAAAGAGCUAAUGGACACAGACAAUCCACCACUGGUCUUGCCUAACGGCUAUGUGUACAGCACCAAGGCUCUCGAAGAAAUGGCCAAGAAGAACAAUGGGAAGGUAACCUGUCCAAGAACAGGCUUAGUGUGCAACUAUUCAGAUGCAAUCAAGGCCUUUAUUUCGUAAAUAGCUCGCUGCUCAUUCCAAUCGUGGGCAAGCUCAUUUUCUGUUUCAAGGGGGAUAUUUGUGUGCCAUGUUUGGUACACUAGGUCAGAGACCAACUACAUGUACAUAUGCAGUCAACAUUUUACUGUGUCUUAGGUACCUUUGAACCUUCUGCCUGUUCUUUUGUUUCCGAACAUAUAGAGAGACAUUGUAUAUUUGACAUUUUUAUUGUGGGAAUUCUGAGCUCUGAACAUUCAGAUGCAAUCAAGGUCUUUAUUUCAUAAA